AUGAUUUUCAUGCCCUUUUUCUGCAUUAGAUUCUGUUUUUUUUUUAUGAUGGCUUUUCUAGCAUUUAUUUCACGGAAAUAAAGCGAUCUCUCGAGGAGAUGUUGUUUCGUUGUGUUUUUCUCUAUGCAGCGUAGACGCUUCUCCGAGAUGGUGGAGAUGCAUUAAGAUCCCUGUCAUUCCCUUAGUUUUGCUUAACUUUUGCACUCGAUAACGGCGUACUCUCAUACACGCCGUGACACAGAAGUUUCCCCUCCUUCAGUGGAGACCUCGGUCCACCAACGAUAGCCAGCAACGAACAGCAGAAGCAGGAAAACCCUCCCACAGAACUGAAGCACGGAGCGUCGCUGGUACGGAAGGCACGCGGCCGCCAGCAAGGAGAAGAACCCAGGAACAUUACGAUAUUAUAUUUCCGCAAUGGACCGCAAUCAGCGACCGACCCGACCAAUUGGCCGAGACAACAUGGAAGAAUUACCGUACCAGUAUGCGCCAAUGCGCUCCUGCAACCGCUGUUCGCAUAAUACGAACAAUCGGAAAUGCGUGGAAUGCACGCAGGGACCCAACUAUCGAUCGGAUGAUCCGCAAGUCGUUGUUUCCCGAUUGUAUGAUGAAGUGCUUAUGCGCAGCCUGGAUGCGUAUCGCACUGUAACACUACCGGAAUACUGGACGAUCGUCUGUGCUACACCAUUGUAUUACAAUGGUAUUUAUAAAAGCGCCGUUAAAUUCAUUGGCGAUCAUGCCGAUGAAUGGUCGUGCGCAACUCAUCCCGAAAACUUCGGACGAAGUACUGCCAAUUUGAUGCAACGCAUCACCGCACCACCAAAUCAGAAUUAUCCGACGAAUGUCGGCGGACAGCAAACGCCGUCUCAACAGCCAGCAUAUGGCCAGUGGCAACCGCCAGUUAUGUUUCAGCAGCAAAGUCUGCCUUUUUCGGGAUUUCAGCAGCAACAACAGCCUAUUCGAUAUACGAAUAUGGCAUUGCAAGUACCGCCGGGCACCUUGCCACCUGAGCAUAUUGCUCACUUACAGCAGAGCCUUCCCAGUGGAAGCUACCAGUAUGAUCUGGAAACUCGGAUGAUAACUCCAUGUCCAUGGCCAGCCGGGACAGCACCGAAAGAAUCACAACAACGGCAGACUAAUCCGCUGUUAGCGAAUCUCCCGCCACUGACCAGGAAUACUCCAGCAAGUCAAACGCCGUAUCCGCAACAAACGUUGCAAGUGCAGCCUUCAACUUCCAGAGCUAAGAAAGCAGCGAAUUGGAAUGUACGCGCAACGCGCGACAAACCAGUACAGUAUAAGCCGGAUGCAUCCGUAUUGUUGAUGCCGGAGCGACAGACACAUCCGCAGCGUAUUCGCCGCGAUAUCGACGUUAUUCGUCGGGACCUCGAUCAAUAUAUUGAUCGUGUUGCGUCAGUAAUUGGCACCGUUAACGCUGAUCAAAGAACCGAAAUUGGCAAAGCCAUCACUGAUACCUUGGAUCUGUUACAUACCGUCGGGUAUGAUUUGCGUAUUCGCAAUUCGAUUAAUAUGUACCAAAUAGAUUUGUUCCGGCAAAUGGAAGUUUGGCGAUACGAAACGCCGCAGCGUAAUGGAUUGCGUAGCGCGCUGGAUAUUUCCCAGCUCAAGAAAAAACUAAUUGAAAUUUCCGUGGUGGAUUGGGAAUUAAUUUCUCAAUUUAAAAUCCUAUUCACCGAAAAUCCGGAGGAAUUCCUCCUUCAGUUCAUACUACCGGACACGGAUCCAGCAAAGUUCUAG
Paramacrobiotus metropolitanus is the source of this 1752-nucleotide messenger RNA. RefSeq lists its product as uncharacterized. The record is from RefSeq and is a predicted model, not a curated record. The transcript has 5 exons. NCBI's taxonomy places the organism in Eukaryota, Metazoa, Tardigrada, Eutardigrada, Parachela, Macrobiotidae. The coding region runs from base 415 to 1752 and encodes 445 amino acids.